Camellia sinensis is the source of this 904-nucleotide messenger RNA. NCBI's taxonomy places the organism in Eukaryota, Viridiplantae, Streptophyta, Magnoliopsida, Ericales, Theaceae. The record is from RefSeq and is a predicted model, not a curated record.
CCCUCCAACAUCACUAAAAAGCUCCUCCACAGAGAAGCCCUAUUUUAUGGCCUCCUCGAUCAUGUCCGGACCGCGAAAUGGGGCCAAUUCGAUGGAAACAGGCUCCGAUUUUCAUAGUCUGUGAUGGGCCAAGCACUUGGCGACGGCAUGGCCAUUCGGGCCGGCCCAGAUGGCAGGUGCUGUGUAGUACAUGGUAGUAUGGUACAUGUCUAUGAUUGGAUGCUAGAAGAGCAUUCCCUAAUCAAUCUUGACUACCAGAGAGUUAAUGAUGUCGGUUGGAUCGAUUCAGAGACUGUUGUGGUCACCGCGUGUGAGCGGUUAGGCCGCGGCGGUGGCGGGAUGGGUUUGUUUAGUGCAGGAACAAGGGAGCUCAGGCAUAGAUUUCAAGUCACUCAUGAUGAUCAAGUGAAAAGCUAUACAGCUGGUGCUUUGAGUUUUAGCUCAGAUUACAAUAUUUUUAGUAGUUGUAAAGGUAGGAGCAAUGAGUAUGGGAUUGGUGUUUGGGACCAAAUCACUGGAGAAUAGAUUGGUUUUUACUAUGAGCCAAUUGGAUGGUCACUUGGUGAGGCUGAUAGGCUGCAAUUUUUACAUGGCAAUAACUGUUUGUUAGUUGCAACUCUGUUUCCUAGGAACAACAAUUGUUACAUUAGUCUGUUGGAUUUUAGGGAUAAAAGUAUGGUUUGGUCUUGGUCUGAUGUUGGAGCUCCGACAACCGAUGAGAGACGGGUCCGGGACGCUAUAGUAAUGUAGGAGACCAGAUCGAUCUGCGUGGUGAAUGAGUAGCAUUAUCCAUAUUUGCUUUUUGAAUUUUUUAAAAUUAUUUUUGAGUUUUUUAUUUUUCAUCUUUUGUUAUUGUUAGUAAAAAAAUUUAUAUUUUAGUCAAUUUUUAAUGAACUUUUCCGUA